AUGAAUUCGUUAGCACGGCGCUGGCCUCACUUCCACGAUCUGCCGUUCAAGGCUGUUCCGGACUCCCAAGUGGACAUAUUGAUCGGCUGUGACGUACCCGAGGCGCAUUGGGUUAUGGACCGACGGAUGGGAGGCCUUACUGGAGACCAAGAGGACCGUUGCGUUAGUCGCUGUUUCAACCAACAUCCCACUGCGGAAACUGCAUCGUUUUUCACAAUGGACGAAGGUGCUGAAGGUGGUUGUCUGGUGGACCAGAUUCAAACGAUCAAUCGCUAUUAUGACUAUUAUAGUAUUAUUACGACCCCGACCUAA
Molecule: messenger RNA, 312 nt
Organism: Echinostoma caproni
Lineage: Eukaryota; Metazoa; Platyhelminthes; Trematoda; Plagiorchiida; Echinostomatidae
Source: the annotation of a GenBank genome assembly